Molecule: messenger RNA, 1020 nt
Organism: Zingiber officinale
Lineage: Eukaryota; Viridiplantae; Streptophyta; Magnoliopsida; Zingiberales; Zingiberaceae
Product: membrin-11-like
Exons: 4
Coding region: 78-815 (245 amino acids)
Biological process (GO): vesicle fusion; vesicle-mediated transport
Cellular component (GO): endoplasmic reticulum membrane; Golgi apparatus; late endosome membrane
Molecular function (GO): SNAP receptor activity; SNARE binding
Source: RefSeq, a predicted model, not a curated record
GCCUCCUAUAAACUAAGGAUAGACGCGCUUCUCCCUCGUUCUCAUCUCUCGCUGCUCACUCACAGGGAUCGCCUACAAUGGAAGCAGGCGGCAGCGGAGGCGGCGGAGGAACCCUAUCGGAGAUCUACCACAGCGCGCAGCGGUUGCUCCUCCGCGCCACGGGUGGGCUGGAGCGCCUUGAACGUCUGGAUUCGUCGUCGCCAUCCUCCUACUCCUCGUAUGCUUCGUCGUCGUCCUUGGUGCCUUCGGUCGAGGAUCCGGGGGAGCUUGCGACAGAAAUAAGGAGAGACAUCGCCCAGAUCCGAUCCCUCUGCGCCGAGAUGAAACACCUCUGGCGUUCGGUUCCCUCCAGAGGCCAGCGUGACCUUUGGAAGAGAAAAGUAGAAGUGGUAGCAGAAAAAGUUGAUUCACUAAAAGAAAGUCUCGAUAAGCAAUUGUUCCGGCAACAGAAUAGAAUGCUUGAACUUGAAGACAGGGAACGGGCAGAAUUCCCAGGAGGAGCUAACAGUGGCUCUGCACAUGUUCUGAGAAUAUUUGAUGAGGAAGCACAAGCAAUGCAAUCAGCUCGAAAUUCAUCGAUGAUGCUGGAAGAAGCUUACACAACUGGAGUGGCGGUUCUGUCCAAGUAUGCCGAUCAACGGGAUCUCUUGAAGAGAGCCCAAAGGAAGGCUCUGGACAUCCUUAAUACCGUUGGCCUAUCAAAUACUGUGUUGAAGCUAAUCGAGCGACGCCAUAGCAUAGACAAGUGGAUUACUUAUUCUGGCAUGGGGAUAUCAUUCAUGGUGGCACUUGCAUUCGUGUGGUCGCUUCACUGACUCGAUGGUCUUCACAGUUUUCCGGAGGCGUCCAUGUUUUUACACAAAUUAUAUUCGAACCGUAGUAGUAGUCUAUGAAUCCCUACCAAACGUCUUCCCACUGCGCCAUGCCUUGGGGAAACCUUAGCUAAUGCACUCACAUGUUUUGUCAUUAACGUUGCAUUUAGAUCAUGAAAUAGUUAGCCUAUUAUUUUCUAUGAUUUUU